Molecule: messenger RNA, 825 nt
Organism: Pelecanus crispus (Dalmatian pelican)
Lineage: Eukaryota; Metazoa; Chordata; Aves; Pelecaniformes; Pelecanidae
Source: RefSeq, a predicted model, not a curated record
AUGGAUCAAAGAAAAAAUGAUAGUUUUGUCCCAAGUAUCACACAGUUGGAAGACUUCCUAACAGAACAUGACUCCAACGUUGUUUGGCUGUUAGUAGCGACAAUACUGUCUUGUGGAUGGAUUAUCUACCUAACUUAUUAUAAUUCCCGGAACAUUGGACUCAUUUUAACAUUGGUUCUUAACAGAUUAUAUAAACAUGGCUACAUCCAUAUUGGUUCCUUUUCGUUCUCUGUGCUGUCUGGAAAAGUCAUGGUUCGUGAAAUCUAUUUCAUCACAGAAGACAUGUCUAUCAGAAUUCAAGAUGGGUUUAUCAUAUUUCGCUGGUGGAAGAUGUACAACCCUAAGCAGAAACAGCAUGAUCCCAAGGCAGAAACACGACUAUAUAUUAUGGUGAAUGACUUUGAAUUUCAUGUGUACAACCGUUCUGAGCUUUAUGGACAACUUCAAGAACUGUUUGGCUUGGAUCCCACAAUAAUUCCAGCAAAGAAAGAUGAUGAAAAAGCACAAGUAAAUGGGAGGCAGAGAACACAUACCAAUCUUGAAAGUGUUAAAGUAAAAACAGAAUCUCAAGACCCUUCUUCUUCAUGGAGAUCGCUUAUUCCAGUCAUUAAAGUCAAUGUGAGCACGGGUCGCUUGGCGUUUGGGAAUCAUUAUCAGCCACAAACACUUUGUAUUAACUUUGAUGAUGCUUUUUUGACAUAUACCACAAAACCACCUUCGAGCCACCUUGAUCAGUUUAUGCACAUUGUGAAAGGAAAACUGGAAAAUGUUAGAGUCAUGCUGGUUCCAAGUCCAAGAUAUGUUGGCCUUCAAAAUGAUGAGUAA